GAUCCUCCGGUACAGACACAGCUCAGCAGCUGCCACCCCAGCUGGGCCUCACACAAUGGACGGGGAAAGCAUCAAACCAAGCUCCCAGCCCCUGAUACAAACUGGGGAUGAUGAAAAGAACCAGAGGACCAUCACUGUCAACCCUGCCCACAUGGGGAAGGCGUUCAAGGUUAUGAAUGAACUGCGGAGCAAACAGCUAUUGUGUGACGUGAUGAUUGUGGCAGAAGAUGUCGAGAUAGAAGCCCACCGUGUGGUCCUGGCAGCCUGCAGCCCCUACUUCUGUGCGAUGUUCACAGGUGACAUGUCUGAGAGUAAAGCCAAGAAGAUAGAAAUCAAGGAUGUGGAUGGGCAGACCCUGAGUAAGCUGAUUGACUAUAUCUAUACGGCUGAGAUUGAGGUGACUGAAGAGAACGUCCAGGUGCUGCUCCCAGCCGCCAGCUUGCUACAGCUCAUGGAUGUUCGUCAGAACUGCUGUGACUUCCUGCAGUCUCAGUUGCAUCCCACCAAUUGCCUGGGCAUCCGUGCCUUUGCAGACGUGCAUACCUGCACCGACCUGCUGCAGCAGGCCAAUGCUUACGCAGAGCAGCACUUUCCAGAGGUGAUGCUGGGGGAAGAAUUUCUUAGCCUAAGUCUGGACCAGGUGUGCAGCUUGAUAUCCAGUGACAAGCUGACCGUUUCUUCAGAAGAGAAGGUAUUUGAAGCUGUGAUUUCAUGGAUCAAUUAUGAGAAAGAGACCCGUUUAGAGCACAUGGCAAAACUGAUGGAACAUGUCCGUCUCCCUCUCUUGCCGAGGGAUUACCUCGUCCAGACAGUUGAAGAAGAAGCUUUGAUAAAGAAUAACAACACCUGUAAGGACUUCCUCAUCGAGGCCAUGAAAUACCAUCUGCUCCCUCUGGAUCAGAGGCUCUUGAUUAAAAACCCAAGGACCAAGCCCAGGACUCCAGUCAGCCUGCCCAAGGUCAUGAUCGUGGUUGGUGGCCAGGCACCCAAGGCCAUCCGCAGCGUGGAGUGCUAUGACUUUGAAGAGGAUCGCUGGGACCAGAUCGCUGAGCUUCCCUCCAGGAGAUGCAGAGCAGGUGUGGUGUUCAUGGCUGGCCAUGUGUAUGCAGUGGGCGGGUUCAAUGGCUCACUGCGUGUGCGGACAGUGGACGUGUAUGAUGGGGUGAAGGACCAGUGGACGUCCAUCGCCAGCAUGCAGGAGCGCCGGAGCACGCUGGGUGCAGCUGUGCUCAAUGACCUGCUCUAUGCCGUGGGGGGCUUUGAUGGCAGUACUGGCCUGGCGUCGGUAGAAGCCUACAGCUACAAGACCAACGAGUGGUUCUUCGUGGCCCCGAUGAACACGCGCCGUAGCAGUGUAGGCGUGGGUGUGGUAGAAGGGAAGCUGUAUGCUGUCGGGGGCUAUGAUGGGGCCUCUCGCCAGUGCCUGAGCACCGUGGAGCAGUACAACCCAGCGACCAAUGAGUGGACAUAUGUGGCGGACAUGAGCACUCGCCGCAGCGGCGCAGGGGUUGGGGUCCUCAGUGGGCAGCUGUACGCCACAGGUGGGCAUGAUGGGCCCUUGGUGAGGAAGAGUGUCGAGGUUUACGAUCCUGGAACAAACACCUGGAAGCAGGUGGCAGACAUGAACAUGUGCCGACGCAAUGCAGGGGUCUGUGCAGUGAACGGGCUCCUGUAUGUGGUUGGUGGGGAUGAUGGAUCCUGUAACUUGGCUUCGGUGGAGUACUACAAUCCUGUCACUGACAAGUGGACGAUGCUGCCAACCAACAUGAGCACAGGGCGGAGCUAUGCAGGUGUUGCUGUGAUUCACAAGCCCUUGUGA
Molecule: messenger RNA, 1819 nt
Organism: Budorcas taxicolor (takin)
Lineage: Eukaryota; Metazoa; Chordata; Mammalia; Artiodactyla; Bovidae
Gene: KLHL3
Product: kelch like family member 3
Exons: 15
Coding region: 56-1819 (587 amino acids)
Biological process (GO): renal sodium ion absorption; monoatomic ion homeostasis; protein K48-linked ubiquitination
Cellular component (GO): cytosol
Molecular function (GO): protein binding
Source: RefSeq, a predicted model, not a curated record